This is a messenger RNA of Ctenocephalides felis (cat flea), 1373 nucleotides long. RefSeq names its product division abnormally delayed protein-like. Gene Ontology annotation, biological process: positive regulation of canonical Wnt signaling pathway; regulation of protein localization to membrane; cell migration. The record is from RefSeq and is a predicted model, not a curated record. The transcript has 6 exons. The coding region runs from base 132 to 1373 and encodes 413 amino acids. Gene Ontology annotation, cellular component: plasma membrane; extracellular region; cell surface. NCBI's taxonomy places the organism in Eukaryota, Metazoa, Arthropoda, Insecta, Siphonaptera, Pulicidae.
AGUCGGGUAACAUGGUCGUUUUGAGUUUCAUUUUACAAUAAAGUUUAUUAUUAACUAUAUAAUAAUAUUGGAAUAAAUUUUUAAUUGAAUUGUGUUUUAUUUUUUAUUAGCUUAAGACUAACGUUCAUAAAAUGGUUGAACAAAUGAUGUUUUGCAAACUUUUAGUGAUUAGUGUUUGUAUUAGUUUUGUAUUGAGUGCUAAUUUGUAUAAUUUAGAUAGGACAGAAGAAUGUGCUAAAGCUACAGCACUUCUUCAUGCCAUGCACAUAGUGCCGGAUAAUGAAAAUAAUAACAAAGGAACACUAUGUGAAAGUCAUUGUUGUUCGCCGUCAACAGAAGAGCUACUUUUACGACGUACGACUGACGAUUACGUCGCUCUGCUAAAGCACAAUUCAGGUGUUUUGCAAGGAUUACUGGAUUCAACGGCAACUACUUUACGAGGAACACUAUGUGAAAGUCAUUGUUGUUCGCCGUCAACAGAAGAGCUACUUUUACGACGUACGACUGACGAUUACGUCGCAUUGCUAAAGCACAAUUCAGGUGUUUUGCAGGGAUUACUGGAUUCAACGGCAACUACUUUACGAGAGCACGUAUUAACAGUCAUUGGGCAAUCAGAAAACCGCACUUUAGCGCUGCUCGACACGGUAUACCGCCGGCCACCGCGGUUAGGCCACCCGCCUGUCUCGGCGCUCUACGAUUCUAUUCGCAAGCACGUCAUUUCCUUCAAUGAAGCCGAUGCGAAAGAAACAAGCGAUGUUACCACACUUCCAGCGUCAAUUCCGAAUGCUCUCGACAAGGCGGUGCGGCAAUUCUUCGAACGACUCUUCCCGCUGGCAUAUCAUCAUAUAGCACAUUUUGGACUGACUGAUUUCACGGAAGAGUACAAACAGUGCUUAAUGCGUAAUUAUGAUGAGAUUCAACCAUUCAGCGAUGCGUCCAAACGUCUAUCUUCAUCAUUGCGACGAUCUUUGCAAGCCACCCGGCUCCUGCUGCAUGCCUUAGUUGAAGGCAGAAAUAUUCUACAUGAUGUCGAUGAGACUCUGUCAGUAGAACAAGAUAAAGAAUGCCUGAAGGCGAUGACAAAAAUGACUCAUUGCUCUAAAUGCAAUGGUUUGAAAGCAGCCCGCCCUUGUGCCGGUUUUUGCUUGAACGUUUUACGUGGUUGUUUAGCCGCGAGGGUUGAUGGUCUGGAUGCACCAUGGAACUCUUACUUAGAAGCUUUACAAUCUUUAGCAUCAGCAGCAAGGGCGAGAGAACCUGAAGAAUUGCAUGUGGAACGGGUAUUAGGUGACUUAGAUAACAAAGUAUCUCAAGCUAUUAUGGGAGCGAUGGAAGCAGGUCCUGAGCUUAAAACGAGGGUGAGUGAAAAUUAA